AACCGAGCCGCCAGCUCACACCUUUGACAGUGGCCUAGGUCCCCGGGAAGCACGUGCACAGCUGUGCAUGGCCCCGAGGUACAGCCCGUAACCUCCUCCUCUCUCCCCUCUGGACCAGAUGCGGAACCCUUACUCCCUGCCCUACCUCCUGUUCCUGCCCCUGGGUGCCUGCUUCCCAGUGCUGGACACAGAGGAGCCCGUGGACGCCGUAGGGGGCACCGGACGUGAAAUGAGCUGGACGCACCCAGCAGGGGGACGUCCCUUCCCGUGGGGCCCCCCUGGGUGGCCAAGAGCCCCACACCCACACGCCCUGCUCAUCACGGCCAAGGAGCUGCGGGCGUUGGGCAGGGCGCGUGCUGGCUUCAAGCUGCGUCUCGGGAGGCAGGACGACAGCAGCGAGGCCACUGGCCUCCUCCUGGAGGAGGCUGAGAAGGUGGGGGGCCCACUGGGGACUCUGGCUGAGGAGCUCAAUGGCUACAGCAGGAAGAAAGGGGGCUUCAGCUUCCGCUUUGGCCGGGGAUGAAGGGGCCAGUGAUCCUGGGAAGGGCCCCUCU
Capra hircus (goat) is the source of this 554-nucleotide messenger RNA. RefSeq names its product pyroglutamylated RFamide peptide (gene QRFP). The transcript has a single exon. The coding region runs from base 119 to 523 and encodes 134 amino acids. Gene Ontology annotation, molecular function: orexigenic neuropeptide QRFP receptor binding. The record is from RefSeq and is a predicted model, not a curated record. NCBI's taxonomy places the organism in Eukaryota, Metazoa, Chordata, Mammalia, Artiodactyla, Bovidae.